AUGAUGCUGAGCAAUAGCAGUAAUGAAGGCAUGCAAAUGGGGGAGAAUGUUUCAUCAAGUAGUUUUGGAGAGGUUGAUUUAUCCUCCCUAAACGAAGAGCAACAACAAUUGCUUGCCAAAGAACUCAUCAGAAAUACACCGGAAUAUAAAGCAGCAUGGGAGUUGGAGCUUUGGAAGAAGCGAGAAAAACAAGUGUUCAAAAAACAAUUGGAACAAAAAGAACAGAUGCAUCUUCAGAAGGUGGAAGCAGCCCUGAGGGAGGAAUACUCAAAAAAGGACAAACAAUUAACAGAUCAAAGGGAGAUGUUAAAACAAAAAGAAAUGAAGUAUACACAAGCUUUGGAGGAUAUGGAAAAGAGGGAAAAACAACUCAUACAAGUCGAGCAAGAACUAAGAAGAAGGAAAACAGAGCUUGAAAGUGAUUACGCUCGAAAAUUAGAACAUAUGGAACAUGUGAUCAAGAUGGAAAAGGAAUCUUUCCAGCAUCGAUUACAACUUGAAACGAUCAAAAAUCAGGAGUUACAGAAACGAAUUGAUCAACAGCUGUCACACGAUGUUAUGGAGCUGAAUGAAAAAAUUACCAAACUCCAAGUUGAAAAUGAAUCUUUGGAAUCAAAACUUCAUGAAACAACAAACUCCAAGCAAAGCUACAAGCUGCAAUGGAAAAAGGUGACAGAGGAGUUACAGAGAGCCAAAAAGAAACAUGAGGCUGAACUAAGGAAGCUUCAUCAGCAAGUCAUGGCCUUACAUCAACUUCAACAACAAGUCACCCCAUCCGUUAAUCCUACAUCUCCCUUUCAAUAUCCUUCUGCCUACACUACUAACCCUGUAUAUUACGACUCCAACCUGCUUAAUCACCAUCCUUUGGGAUCAACGCCGCCAAGGAUAUCCUCUGAGAAACAUGAAGAUGAAGUCAAUACUCUCAAAACGCUGAUAUCUGAUUUAAUCAAAAAGGAAGAGCGAGAUCAGAAAAAACAAGACAAACAACUCAACACUUCCUCCUCAAGUUCUUCUUCUGGCGAAGAUUCUAGAAACUCCUCUCCGUCGCCUCCAAGAAAGAAAAGAGAAGUGUCCUCAUCAAAAAAGACAAGGUCAACACCACAAGAUUCAUCUCCUUUGUUGGAUGGCUCCUACGAACAAGCAGAUAAGGACAAUAAUAAUGAAACGCAAGAUAUUUCAUUGGAUGCACAGACUUUUUCAAACUCGUCACCGUCCAAUCCAUUUAAAGAAGAUUCGAGAAGUAAGGAAGUGAAUCGUUUACUAAGGGAAAAAGCAAGACUGUUAAAAUCAGGAAUAUACAAUGAGAACAGUGAUAUAAUUUUGGAGAUUGAUAAGAAAAUUCAAUCGCUGUAA
Molecule: messenger RNA, 1353 nt
Organism: Naegleria lovaniensis
Lineage: Eukaryota; Heterolobosea; Eutetramitea; Acrasida; Naegleriidae
Exons: 2
Coding region: 1-1353 (450 amino acids)
Biological process (GO): interkinetic nuclear migration; positive regulation of centriole elongation; centrosome cycle
Cellular component (GO): centrosome; centriole
Source: RefSeq, a predicted model, not a curated record